Schistocerca nitens (vagrant locust) is the source of this 842-nucleotide messenger RNA. RefSeq lists its product as uncharacterized. NCBI's taxonomy places the organism in Eukaryota, Metazoa, Arthropoda, Insecta, Orthoptera, Acrididae. Bases 46 to 366 code for a protein of 106 amino acids. The transcript has 3 exons. The record is from RefSeq and is a predicted model, not a curated record.
UGGGCGGCUGUCGAGGGCCCAGUAGUCUCCAUGUGAAGGGCAGACAUGGCCGACGUGUGGGACCACAUACUGCUUCUUCUGCUGACGCAUCAAACAGCGCAUGUCUGCUCCCUAGAGAUAUGUACCCCAGUCCUUUCUUGUGCUGAUGGCUUGUACUGCUGCCGUACUGCUCCCAAUGGAUGCUGCCCAGAAGCCGAGAGGCUGGAGGCGGGACACGGAGCGGCCGCCGCUGCCUACCGCCUCCGGGGGGCGGGCCCUGCCCCCCGCCUCCGUGAGGGCGCUGCCCGCGCCUCCAGGCUGGACUCCAGGCUCUGCCUUCGCCGCCGAGACUCCGCCCCACUCUCCAGACACUGCCUCCGCUUCUGAGACGGCGCCUCUCCUCUCAUCGGGAGAAAACCACUGACGUUACACCAUUUAAUGUGUUCCUCUCAUCUCACGAAUUAAUCUCUAGCGUUCCACGUAUCAUUAACAUCAUCUGCCACGCUGUUGUCUACACUCUGCAGAACGACGACGUCAGCUGUUUUUGCUUCCGCUAGUGUAAUCCGUGCAGUAGUGCUGUAAACUGUUUUAACGCUAUGAAUGUGUGUUAUGGAAAAGUAGACAUGAAUGUGACUUUAUAAUGCAAGUGUCUCCAACACUCAAAGGCGGGAACAGUGAACAAUCGCAAUUAAAUGCGAAAUUGGAAAUCGCAAAACUGUCAUGAGGAAACCUAGAUUUCCUAUCUUAUUGAAGUUAAGUAUUUUUUUCUUGUGACAAGGCAUUAAUAAUGUACUGCAUUUAGUAGUAUUUAUCAUUCAAGAAUUUGUUGGAGUUCAGUGAACAAUUUUUAUGUUGCUAACAGA